Molecule: messenger RNA, 2428 nt
Organism: Tympanuchus pallidicinctus (lesser prairie-chicken)
Lineage: Eukaryota; Metazoa; Chordata; Aves; Galliformes; Phasianidae
Product: cryptochrome-1-like
Biological process (GO): circadian regulation of gene expression; entrainment of circadian clock by photoperiod
Cellular component (GO): nucleus; cytoplasm
Molecular function (GO): FAD binding; DNA binding
Source: RefSeq, a predicted model, not a curated record
CCGCUCCCCGCCUCCAUGGGAGCUCCGCAGGGCGGGCCCUGCCAGCCCCCGGUGCCCCCCCGCUGUCCAUUGCAUAAGCGGCCCCGUGACCUAAAGUCGAAUAGCGCUGCGUGUCACCCCAGGGCCAGGCGGGGAAACUGGGGCAGCGGGCCCGAGGAGGACGAAGACGAGGAGGAGGGAGGUGACCACCGCGUCUCCGAGCGGGGAGCUGUGGGCAGGAUGCGGCACCGCACCAUCCACCUCUUCCGGAAGGGCCUCCGGCUGCACGACAACCCAGCUCUGCUGGCUGCACUGCAAUCCUCUGAGGUCGUCUACCCCGUCUACAUCCUGGACAGAGCCUUCAUGACGUCCGCCAUGCACAUAGGAGCCCUGCGGUGGCAUUUCCUGCUGCAAUCCCUGGAGGAUUUGAGGAGCAGUUUGUGCCAGCUGGGUUCCUGCUUGCUGGUCAUUCAAGGAGAAUACGAGUCUGUAGUCAGAGAUCACGUCCAGAAGUGGAACAUCACGCAGGUGACUCUGGAUGCGGAGAUGGAGCCCUUUUACAAGGAGAUGGAGGCCAACAUUCGGGCUCUGGGAGAAGAGCUGGGCUUCGAGGUGCUCUCACUGAUGGGCCACAGCCUCUACGACACCCAACGGAUUUUGGAGCUGAAUGGUGGGACUCCCCCGCUGACGUACAAGAGGUUCCUUCACAUCCUGUCCCUGCUCGGGGACCCGGAGAUGCCAGUCCGAAAUCUCACAGCUGAGGACUUCCAGAGGUGCAGCCCCCCUGAGCUGGGCCUGGCUGAGUGCUACAGGGUCCCUCUGCCCACGGAUCUGAAGAUUCCCCCCGAGAGCAUCUCCCCAUGGAGAGGAGGGGAGAGCGAAGGGCUGCAGCGCCUGGAGCAGCACCUGGCAGACCAGGGCUGGGUGGCCAGUUUCACCAAGCCGAAAACAGUCCCAAAUUCACUGCUUCCAAGCACCACCGGCCUGAGCCCCUAUUUCAGCAUGGGCUGCCUGUCAGUCCGCAGCUUCUUUCAUAGGCUGUCAAACAUUUAUGCUCAGGCCAAGCACCACUCCCUGCCCCCCGUGUCGCUCCAAGGGCAGCUGCUGUGGAGGGAGUUCUUCUACACGGUGGCAUCAGCAACACCAAACUUCACCAAAAUGGCCGGGAAUCCCAUCUGCCUCCAGAUCCGUUGGUAUGAGGAUGCUGAGAGGCUCCACAGAUGGAAAACGGCUCAGACGGGCUUCCCAUGGAUUGAUGCAAUCAUGACCCAGCUGAGGCAGGAGGGCUGGAUCCACCACCUUGCCCGGCACGCUGCCGCCUGCUUCCUGACCCGCGGGGACCUUUGGAUCAGCUGGGAGGAGGGCAUGAAGGUUUUUGAAGAGCUGCUUUUAGAUGCUGACUACAGCAUCAAUGCAGGGAACUGGAUGUGGCUGUCAGCCAGUGCCUUCUUCCACCACUACACACGGAUCUUCUGCCCGGUCCGUUUUGGGAGGCGCACAGACCCAGAGGGGCAGUACAUCAGGAAGUACUUGCCUAUUCUAAAGAACUUUCCCUCUAAGUACAUCUACGAGCCCUGGACGGCCUCUGAAGAGGAGCAGAAGCAAGCAGGAUGUAUCAUAGGUCAGGAUUACCCCUUCCCAAUGGUGGACCACAAGGAGGCCAGCGAUCACAACCUGCAGCUGAUGAAGCAGGUCCGAGAGGAGCAGUACAGAACAGCCCAGCUCACCAGAGAUGAUGCAGAUGACCCAAUGGAAAUGAAGCUGAAGCGGGACCGCUCUGAGGAAAACUUAACAAAGACAAAAGCAGCCAGGAUGACAGAACAAACCUAGAUCCAUCGGGGUUUAACCCUCUGGGAACUGAGAAAUGGCAGAAGGGAGAGCAGAGGCCAUCUGAGCAGGAGGAGCUGCACUCUGUGCUUUGCCCCCUGUGUGAACCAACCACCAGCAAAAGCUUUGUACCUUCCAUGCAUUUGUUACUGCAGUUAUUUUGAAUGAAUUUGUCUGUCUGUUGGUGGCUUAGUAGUCAUUUAUUGCAGCUAUAGGUAAUGGACAUGUUUCUCUGUUGCUAUUAUUCAAAUCCACUCAACGUUCAUGCAUCUUUAUGGUUUUGAUGAUAAAUGCCACUCUUUCCAACGUGACAAAUACAUGUCAGUUUAAGAAUAAAUUGAUAUUAAUGUUUUCACACAUUAGUGUUAAAAGCAGGAUUUGCCUUAGACAGGCAAAUUUUAAGGGCAUUGUUGUAUAGUUUCUCAGUGGGUUAGGGCUGAUGUCCUUCUCGGCUUAUUCCUCUAGAACUGUAGGAUAGGUAUUUUAUUCCUCUCAUGUAUCACAUGUAAAAAUUCCCCCUUCCGUUGAAAUGGCUCCUUCUGAAGUGUCACAAGGCUGAAUAGCCUGUUUUCUUUGUUAUGGUUGGGGUUCUGUUAUGGUUGUGGGUUUUCAUCACCGUGGG